Messenger RNA from Acinonyx jubatus (cheetah), 3899 nucleotides. It is a transcript of the gene CHRNA4, whose product is annotated as cholinergic receptor nicotinic alpha 4 subunit. Gene Ontology annotation, cellular component: postsynaptic membrane; synapse; neuron projection. Gene Ontology annotation, biological process: monoatomic ion transmembrane transport; regulation of membrane potential; chemical synaptic transmission. The coding region runs from base 120 to 1478 and encodes 452 amino acids. NCBI's taxonomy places the organism in Eukaryota, Metazoa, Chordata, Mammalia, Carnivora, Felidae. The record is from RefSeq and is a predicted model, not a curated record. Gene Ontology annotation, molecular function: transmembrane signaling receptor activity; acetylcholine-gated monoatomic cation-selective channel activity. The transcript is spliced from 3 exons.
GAAUGGCAUGACUACAAGCUGCGCUGGGACCCUGCCGACUACGAGAACGUCACCUCCAUUCGCAUUCCCUCCGAGCUCAUCUGGCGGCCGGACAUCGUCCUUUAUAACAAAACUGCACCAUGAAGUUCGGGUCCUGGACCUACGACAAGGCCAAGAUCGACCUGGUGAACAUGCACAGCCGCGUGGACCAGCUGGACCUGUGGGAGAGCGGGGAGUGGGUCAUCGUGGACGCCGUGGGCACCUACAACACCAGGAAGUACGAGUGCUGUGCCGAGGUCUACCCGGACAUCACCUACGCCUUCGUCAUCCGGCGUCUGCCCCUCUUCUACACCAUCAACCUCAUCAUCCCCUGCCUGCUCAUCUCCUGCCUCACGGUGCUGGUCUUCUACCUGCCGUCCGAGUGCGGAGAGAAGAUCACGCUGUGCAUCUCCGUGCUGCUCUCGCUCACCGUCUUCCUGCUGCUCAUCACCGAGAUCAUCCCCUCCACCUCCCUGGUCAUCCCGCUCAUCGGCGAGUACCUGCUCUUCACCAUGAUCUUCGUCACGCUGUCCAUCGUCAUCACCGUCUUCGUGCUCAACGUGCACCACCGUUCCCCGCGCACGCACACCAUGCCCGCCUGGGUCCGCCGGGUCUUCCUGGACGUUGUGCCCCGCCUGCUCUUCAUGAAACGGCCGUCGGUGGUCAAGGACAACUGCAGGCGGCUCAUCGAGUCCAUGCACAAGAUGGCCGGCGCCCCGGGCUUCUGGCCCGAGCCCGAGGGGGAGCCCACCCUCACGAGCGCAGCUCAGAGCCAGGGCCCCUCGCCCGCCUCGCCCUCCCCGUCCUCCCGCGGCCCCCUGGACGAGCCGGCCAAGGCCCAGGCGGCCUGCAAGCUGCCCUCGGACCAGGUCCCUGCCCCGCAGCCCUCGGAGGCUGAGAACGGGAGCCCCUGCCCCUCGCCUGAUCCCUGCCACCCGCCCUCCGGCACCCGGGCCCCGGGGCUCGCCAAAGCCCGGUCCCUGAGUGCCCAGCACGUGUCCAGCCCUGCCGAAGCCGUGGAGGACGGCGUCCGAUGCCGGUCUCGGAGCAUCCAGUGCUGCGUUCCCCAAGACGAUGUCGCAUCCCAGGGCGGGGGCCCUGUGGCCGGCUCCCCCGCCUUUCUGAAGGCCAGCUCGGCCGAGCUCCCGCCUCCAGACCAGCCCUCUCCAUGCAAGUGCAGGUGCCAGAAGGAGCCGUCCCCAAACACCGCGCUCAAAGCCCGCGGCACCAAAGCCACGCCCCGGCACCUGCCCCUGUCCCCGGCGCUGACGCGGGCCGUAGAGGGCGUCCAGUACAUCGCAGACCAUCUGAAGGCGGAAGACACGGACUUCUCGGUAAAGGAGGACUGGAAGUACGUGGCCAUGGUCAUCGACCGCAUCUUCCUGUGGGUGUUCGUCCUCGUCUGCCUGCUGGGGACCGCGGGUCUCUUCCUGCCCCCCUGGCUGGCCGGCAUGAUCUAGCGGGACGGGGGCCAGGUGCCCGCAGCCCCAGGUCUGUGCCUGGCUGUCCUAGGGGUUCCUCAACUGCGUGGGGUCACAGCAUUUGCCAGAUUGUCCCCCUGUUUUCUGCCUACUGUGAGACAGCCUUGGAAAGGGUCACUGCACCCCGGGGGAGCCGGUGCUGGCUCGGUCCUGCUGAGACCUGCCUGGGGGGCGGCCGGGCUGGAAAGGACGGCUAGGAAAUGCCUGUUCUUGUCUGGAGGGCGGGUCACCGCCUACGUCUUAUUAAAGUUUAUCUGGAGCAUGGUGACACGUUGGCUUCCUGCCCAGGACACGCGUCCGACCACUCAGCAAGCAACUAGCAGUCCCGACUGUCCCGAGGGCCACGACCUUCCGCCACCGUCAGCCCCCCAUUCCCCUCACCCCUGUGGGAUCACGGAGGCCCGGGCAUCUGCACCCCCACCCACCCACCAGCGUCCUCGGGCUGGCUCUCUUGGCCCCCGCAGAGGCCAGGCAGCAGACUCUGGAAUCCCGUUUGCCAGGGGUGGGUCCAAGCAGGGAUGCUUUGUUUUGUUUUAUUCUGGGCAAAUUAGUGAUAAUGCGAGUUCUGGGCCGGCGUGCGGGGGAGUCUAGCGACAGGCGCCCCAUGGGCACAGGUACCCUUCGCACCAGGGACUCUGGACAUCUGUCUUCCUGGGGUCCUGAGAAGUCCUGGGCAAGCAUUUGCAGACUCCCAGUGGACACGGGUAGUGGUGAAGGUCCCGGAGCAGUGUCCAGUGUCCGGGGUCCCUGCCCGGGCUCUCCCUGACCUCCUGUGGGUCCCCUCUGUACGCAGCCCCUUGGGAGACCCUCUCUGAAGCACAGGUUCGGUGGCCAUGGUGAGGGUCCCCAAGGACACCUUGCCCGGGCUGACUCUGGGACCCUCUGCAGUGUGGUCCCAGAGAAAUGUCCUAUGUGAGGGGCCCCCACAGGCCUCCCAGCCCUGGCUUUCAUCCCGCGGCCGGCACAACCGAGGAGCCACAGCUGGGGGACCCGGUGUCAUUCCCCCCCCUCCCCCACCCCAAGGCAACAUCAAUAGUAUCCCCGUGACCCUGGGGAAACGUUGCCCUGGGGGGGCGUGGGGGGGCACGUGCUGUCCCCGGGCUCUCCCUCUUUCUCCGGAGCCCUUAGGCCCCGAGUGCCGGGGAAAGGAGGGAGGACAGUGUAUUCAGAGGCCACCCAGAGGCCAAGGGGUCUGUUCCUCAUGUUGAUGGUCAAAAUCGUACCUCCGCAGACCCCCUGACUGAAGGGGUGCCAUGUGGCAGGUAGGAGCUGGGCCUGGAGCCCCGCCUGGCCCGCGAGGUCCUGGGUCCGGAGGUACUUGGCGGCCUGGAGAGAAGAGUCACGUUCGGAACCCAGCACAGACCAAGCAUCCGGUCCGAGGACUGGUCGCCGCCCAGGCCCGGUCGCUGGUCCCGGUCGGCCGGUGCCGGGGCACAGCCACACCCUCACCCGCUCUGUGAGGCGCCUGUGACGCGGACCCUGACUGGGGCCGGAAGGUCCUCACGCCCAGGAGCGGGAUAGAGACCCGAGGCUCUGAAUGUCCCGCCCCAUCCGCCCGGCUCUGACCGGCACCUGCCCGCUGGGGGCCGUCCGGGCGGCCUUCGCAAGAGGUGGGUGUCACAUGUCCCCUCAGUCCUGAUGGCGUCGGACCCGGCUCCAGAUGUGCAGCGGUGGUGGCGGGAGGGCCCUGGCGCUGGCCCAGCCGCGGACACUCGUUUUUGGAUCAGGAGAGACCGCGGAGCCGCUGGGACAGAGACGCUGCCUUUCCCAUCCCUGUUUUUGUUUCUUUGUGGAGCUUUUUUGAGACUCAAUAAAUAAUGUCAGAAAAUCACACACAAAAACCUAAGUACCGGGUUCCCCUCACGCCAAAUGAGGGGACGACACACACUAUUUUGUCGUAUUUGCCUCCACGGUUUUGCUUUUGGGAUCGAGGCAGAUUUCACAUGUGACCAAAGUGCACAGUCUCAGCCCUCACCUCGGGGAGUUUUAUUAGACGAGACACCAAGGACCUGGGACUCCGCUCCGCACUCAGGGCGCCAAGGUCGCCCGGAAAGCCCACCGGGCCCCUUCUGGUCGUGAGUGGAGCCCUGCGGCACGGGGUCCACGGGCAUCGCCGAGACCCCUCGUGGUCCUGGGUCUGCCAGUAAACGCAAAGGAGCUGCUCAGCGCUGUUCUCCACCCGAGCAAACGGAAACGCGUUUUCUUGCCCGUCACCUGUGAGCAGACCGUCCUUCCCGUUUUUGAGGAUUAUGGCUCAGGCCGCUGUGACCGCACAGGACCGUGCCCUGAACUCUCUUCGUAUUAACCACGUUCUUAUGUUCUGUAUCUUGUGAUGUUUGGCAUCUUGGGGGCCUGAGGACAGACGCCCCCCAGGGCCAGCCCGUUUUGGGGGUGGUGGAC